ACCCGUAGACCGCGGUGCUCGGUAGUUGUUCCGAGCCGUUGGAGUUAUUCCUCGAUUGGCAAUAUAUCUCUGCUAAGCUUUUCUCUCGUCGCCUGAUUUCUUGAGAAGUCGGUAAGCUGUCGGAGACAAUGAGUUCUUCCGAGGAAGUAUCGUGGAUAUCCUGGUUCUGCGGACUACGAGGGAACGAGUUCUUUUGCGAGGUUGAUGAAGACUACAUUCAAGACAAGUUCAACUUGACUGGGCUCAGUGAGCAGGUACCUCACUACAGGCAAGCAUUGGACAUGAUUCUGGACCUUGAGCCAGAUGACGAACUGGACGACAACCCCAAUCAGAGUGAUCUAAUAGAGCAGGCUGCGGAGAUGCUCUAUGGCCUCAUCCAUGCCCGUUACAUUCUCACAAACCGAGGCAUUGCUCUCAUGAUUGAGAAGUACCAAAAUGGAGACUUUGGUUACUGUCCCAGGGUGUACUGUGAAAGUCCAAUGCUCCCAAUUGGGCUUUCGGAUGUACCUGGAGAAGCAAUGGUAAAGUCUUACUGCCCCAAGUGCAUGGAUGUGUAUGGACCUAAGUCAUCUCGGCACCACCACACGGAUGGCGCCUACUUUGGCACAGGCUUCCCUCACAUGCUGUUCAUGGUGCACCCGGAGUACCGUCCCAAGAGCCACCAGUCAUUCGUGCCCCGGUUGUAUGGCUUCAAGAUUCACCCUCUGGCCUACCAACUGCAGCAGCAAGUAGCAGCCAACUUUAAGGCACCGAUUCGUGGCAUGAACUAUGGAAAUGGCAAACGUUGAAGUUCAACUCCACUGACCUCCCUGCAACGCUCACCUCAUGAUGCUUUUGCCACUCCAGCA
Rhipicephalus sanguineus (brown dog tick) is the source of this 848-nucleotide messenger RNA. RefSeq names its product casein kinase II subunit beta-like. Gene Ontology annotation, cellular component: protein kinase CK2 complex; cytoplasm. The record is from RefSeq and is a predicted model, not a curated record. NCBI's taxonomy places the organism in Eukaryota, Metazoa, Arthropoda, Arachnida, Ixodida, Ixodidae. Gene Ontology annotation, molecular function: protein kinase regulator activity.